UCCCCGCCAAUGGGGAGCAGCGGCGGCGAGCGGGCUGCCAAUGGGGAGCGGAGCCGCGCGCGCGGGGCGGUGGGAAAGGCGCCGAGUCAGUGUGUACGUCGGUUGCCGUAACAACGGUCCGCGGAGUCCAUCGGCAAUGGCCUCUAACUUUAAGAAGGCAAGCAUGGCAUCAUCUGCCCAACGAAAAAGGAUGAGUCCUAAGCCGGAGCUGACUGAAGAGCAGAAACAGGAAAUCCGGGAAGCUUUUGAUCUCUUUGAUGCUGAUGGAACUGGGACCAUAGACGUAAAGGAACUUAAGGUGGCAAUGAGGGCACUGGGCUUUGAACCCAAAAAAGAAGAGAUCAAAAAAAUGAUAAGUGAAAUCGAUAAGGAAGGGACAGGAAAAAUGAACUUUAGUGACUUCUUGACUGUGAUGACUCAGAAAAUGUCUGAGAAAGAUACCAAAGAAGAAAUUCUGAAAGCUUUCAAGCUCUUCGAUGAUGAUGAAACUGGGAAGAUAUCAUUCAAAAAUCUAAAGCGUGUGGCCAAGGAGUUGGGUGAGAACCUCACUGACGAGGAGCUACAGGAAAUGAUCGACGAAGCUGAUCGUGAUGGAGAUGGAGAAGUCAAUGAGCAGGAGUUCCUGCGCAUCAUGAAAAAGACCAGCCUUUACUGAGCUCAGUCUCUUGCUUUCCUGUUGUGUGAAACCUGGGUUCUGAGAACGUAAACUAUUUUCUCCUACUGACCUCCCUGUUUAACUUUAGUAACAAUCUUGAAUAUCUUUUAGGUAUUUGACAGUCUUCUUUGACAUUUCAGUUCUUUGUAAGGUGACCUGCUGAUUGCUUUAAUUCCCUGAAGCAAAACGAGAGCACACUAGGGUGGCAGAGGGGUCUUAAAGCUUUCACCCACCUGCAUUUCUUUCUUGUAUCACCUCACUAUUGUCAUACAUUUCCACGUGUAUACCACCACAGAACGACUUCUUAGACAAGCACAUGUUGUACCCAUGCCACCAGAAGCAGGGGGUGUUCCUUGAUGUUUCUAGUUCUAACUGACACCUGAGUGCAGUUUUCUCUUUUAUAUAACCCAGUGAAUUUACUCACUUGUAUUUGGAUGUGUGUUUGUGCUAUUUGUCUUAAAAAAUAAAGCCUUUCUUAUUUUAA
Canis lupus familiaris (dog) is the source of this 1139-nucleotide messenger RNA. It is a transcript of the gene CETN2, whose product is annotated as centrin 2. Gene Ontology annotation, cellular component: centrosome; centriole. Lineage: Eukaryota; Metazoa; Chordata; Mammalia; Carnivora; Canidae. Gene Ontology annotation, molecular function: calcium ion binding. The record is from RefSeq and is a predicted model, not a curated record. Bases 41 to 655 code for a protein of 204 amino acids. The transcript has 5 exons. Gene Ontology annotation, biological process: mitotic cell cycle; nucleotide-excision repair; centriole replication.